Prorocentrum cordatum is the source of this 1382-nucleotide messenger RNA. NCBI's taxonomy places the organism in Eukaryota, Dinophyceae, Prorocentrales, Prorocentraceae. The record is from the annotation of a GenBank genome assembly.
GAGGCGAUCGUAUCGGGCUUGGUGCGGGUCGUCUUGAUAGCGAAGGGCGCCCUCUUGGGCCUGGGCGAGGACCUCUUGGGGAUCGAAGGCCGGCGGGGGGUUCUCAGCGCCGACGGCGCCGCCGACUCCGAGAGCCCCCUGUCCGUCGCGCGCGACCUCUCCUCCUUCGCCGAGAUUCACAAACAGUUGCUGGAGGGCCCCAAGUGGAAGGUCGCGCACUCGAGUUUAGUGUCCAAGACUGAGAAUAUCUCGGAGUCCGAGGUGGGCGCCCUGGAGCGGGCCCCGUCGGAGUUCAACCCAUCCGACGCCCCGUCGCGAAGCGGCUUCUUCACGGGGCCCGAGUGGCAGAACGGUGGCUCGACCCUAGGGGCGGUUGCCUCGGUUAUCGAGACGGCGGCGCUCACCGACGCGAACGCCAUGCACUGCGCCGCCCGCGCGCAGCGCCUGGUGAUCUGGUGCUUGCGGAUGGGGCUACGCGGGUCUUCGGCCCAGGAGGUCGACGUUAUCUUGACGGCCUUCCUGGCGCGCCUGGCCUUAGACGGCUUCGACGCGGGCGCGGGCCGCGCGACGCCGGCGGCGGCGCGCCAUUUGCUGCCUGCGCUGGGUGCCACCCGCAUUGCUCCACCGAGGGCCUGCAAGUCAACGGGCGGCUGGAAGAAGCUGACGCCGCCGUGCAUGCGCCUUCCGAUCCCUCGGCCUGCAGCGUUGGCGAUCGUGGGCGUGCUGCUUGCGAGGCGCCAGAUCCCGUUCGCGAUUUUCGUGGUCUUGUCCUUCGCCGGCUACCUGCGGCCCUCGGAAGCCUUCCAUCUGCGCGGGCGCUCGCUGGCGCCGCCCAACCCUUUGGCCGGCGAGAAGUACGCCGAGCGGGGUUUGGUGCUCAACCCUGGAGAGGAGGGCAGGCCUGGCAAGACGGGGAUUACGGACGAGAGCGUCGCGCCGGUCCGGGCGGCUUGGUGGCCGCUGUGGGCGGCGCUGAAGGCGGCUCGCCCGGGCGCCUCGCCCCUGUGGCACUUCCAGGUGACAGAGGCGCGGGGCGCCUUCGACAGCGCCGCCGAGGCCCUCGCCACCCAGCCGUCGCUGCGCGCCCUCCGCCGCAGCGCGGCGAGCGACGACCUGCUCGGCGCGCGCAGGACCUUGGCAGAGGUCAAGGAUCGUGGAAGGUGGAUCACGGACUGCUCUCUCCGCAGAUAUGCCAAGCGGAUCAGGCUGCAGCAGCAGAUGAACAUGCCGAGAAAAGCGGUGCUGUCUUUUGGACUUCGGGAUGACCGUCACCUCGUGCUUCUCUUCGAGGCGGUCAGUCGCGACGGCGCGUUCUCCCUACAGGUCCCGCGGCAUCCUCCCUCGACGUUGCGCGGGCGGGCGAGGCCCGCGUUGGCGGGCAG